Molecule: messenger RNA, 312 nt
Organism: Gilbertella persicaria
Lineage: Eukaryota; Fungi; Mucoromycota; Mucoromycetes; Mucorales; Choanephoraceae
Exons: 2
Coding region: 1-312 (103 amino acids)
Source: RefSeq, a predicted model, not a curated record
AUGAGAACGAUACCAGAAGAGUUAAUACAAUACAGGUUACCACGCGGUUACAUACCAGAUAAAGAUCAAAUUAGCAGAAUAGUAGCCCAGGAUCAGUUUAUUAUUGAUCUGAUCACCACUUCGCUUCUGAGAGUUCCUUCAGGCACUUAUAAGGCUGGCGACAAUAUGUUUAUCGAUGGCACAGAGUGUGAAGCUCUUUAUAUACCUCAUUCAUCAGAUCUUGUAGACUUACCUCCUGUAGUAGCAGAAAUACAACACACAGUGACACGCGAGUUUAUGUGUCGAGCCGUCCAGUACUGCCUGAAUGUGUAA